This is a messenger RNA of Entrophospora sp. SA101, 1131 nucleotides long. The record is from the annotation of a GenBank genome assembly. NCBI's taxonomy places the organism in Eukaryota, Fungi, Glomeromycota, Glomeromycetes, Entrophosporales, Entrophosporaceae.
AUGAUAGGAAUAUCUUCAGAUUCAGUAGCAUUUUUGGAUUUGAUGAUACUGAAGGUUUUACCACAGACCAGAAAGAUUGAAAGAAAAUGUUUAUGUGAAGAGAUUUUAAAUAAAUUAUCAUCACAUAAUUUACUUAUUUCUGCUCCUCCUUUUCCUGGAAAGACUGCCUUGACACAACUGAUGGAACAUAGGGCAAAAAAAUCUGGCUUUAAAGUUAUUGCAAUGGCCUUUACAGACUAUAUUUUUCAUCAAAAACAAUAUUUACACGAAAAAGUUAUAUCAGAAGAAAAAAUCUUCAUUACAUAUGUGAAGGAAAAGACAAAUUAUGAUUGGCAAGAUAUUAUCAAGGAUCCAAAUAUAUUGUUUAUAAUGGAUGAUGCACAUUUAAUAUUUCAUGUUGAGUUGACAGAAAUUUCAAAAGAUUGGUCAGAAAACAUAGAUGAAAAAGCAAUGAACUUUAUAUCUAAUGGUCAUCUGAGUGCUAAAUUAGAACAACACAUCAAUAUGAUUAGUCCAGAAAAUUUAUAUGAAGCUUUUUUUUCUUUUAGUUGUCCAGUAAUAGAGCAAUUUUAUCAACAGGAAUAUGUCAAGGAAUUCAUAUACACAUUUUCACCUCAAAUAGAAUCACUUACAAUUGAAAAUGAUGGACUCAUUGGAUUUAUCUACAAAGUUGUCAACCAAAUAGAUGGGAGUCUUUUAUGUAAAACCUACUCAAAAAGUGCAACACGUGUGUAUCAAAAUGAAUUUUACCAUGCUGUUUGGGCAAUAAUUCCCGGAAGAUUGAGUCCUGAUGUGGGUACAUAUUUUGGUGUCAGAGGUGCUGUUAAUUUUUAUUUAAAUGGACAAUUCAAAUGGGCUUUUGAGUUUCUCCAUGAUGGAAUAAGAAUAAAAGAACAUUCUGAGCAUUUUAAACCAAAUGGUAAAAUUGUUAUGAAUGAUUGGGCAACAAUUGACUUAUGUAUUAGUAAUCCAAUGUCAUCAAAAAUUGCAAUCACAGAUGACAGGCAUUACUUUCGUGUUCUAAUAUCCAAUGAUUGUCAAUUUGCUACAAUAGAACACACUGGUAAAGAUCAUAAAAAAAUUAUGAUCAGACAAAAGUCUUUUAUUUUACAGAGUUAUGUAGAGAGAUAG